Molecule: messenger RNA, 882 nt
Organism: Capsaspora owczarzaki ATCC 30864
Lineage: Eukaryota; Filasterea; Ministeriida; Capsasporidae
Product: RNA-binding protein
Exons: 1
Coding region: 1-882 (293 amino acids)
Biological process (GO): mRNA splicing, via spliceosome
Cellular component (GO): precatalytic spliceosome; U2 snRNP; catalytic step 2 spliceosome
Molecular function (GO): RNA binding
Source: RefSeq, a predicted model, not a curated record
AUGAACACGGUCAGACAAAUCCAGCGGGUCAACGAGCGAGAACUGCAGCGAGGACUCACGGCGAGCCAGUCAUCGAGCGCGUCGUGGCACGACGAGUUUCGCGGAUCGGCGUACGUGCAUGUCGGCGGAUUUCCGUACGAGCUCACGGAGGGCGACUUGCUGUGCGUCAUGUCGCAGUACGGCGAGAUUGUCGACAUCAACCUGGUGCGCGACAAGAAGACCAACAAGAGCCUGGGGUACUGCUUCAUUGCGUACGAGGACCAGCGGAGCACGGUGCUCGCCGUGGACAACUUGAAUGGCAUCAAGAUUGGCAACCGCACCAUCCGCGUCGACCACGUCAAGGACUAUCGGCUGACCAAGGACUUGCAGGAAGCAGAGCCGCUGCUGCCCGGCCAGACACCGCUGGAGGCCGCGAUGCAAGCUGCUGCGAAGCGCGCUCCCAACGACUCGUCGUCGUCCAGUGCUGUUGUGCCUCCUUCUGCCUCCUCCUCCUCUGCUACGACAUCAAACGACAAACUGGAUGAUUAUCGAUCGCCAGCGCGCAUCUCGUCCGACGACGACGGGACGCUGGACCGAAAAGAGCGCAAGCAUCACAAGGAGCACAAGGAGCACAAACACCACAAGCAUCACAAGGAGCACAAGCAUCACAAGCAUCACAAGGAACACAGGGAACACAAGGAGCACAAGGAACACAGAGAGGACAGAGAACGCCGGCGGCACGAUGACGAUGACGAUCGGUACUCGCGGGACGACAAGCGGAUACGCCUUGCUGAUGAUGUUGAUUCGAGCGCCAGCCGACCUGUUAUUGGAGCAUCCUCGGCGAUUUCUGCGUCCGCAGCUGCUGUUGCAGCCAUGUUUGCUGCAAGCGGCCGCGGCCGGUGA